AUGACUGAGUCGUUUAGCUGCUGUUGCAUAUAUUUGCUCGCUCGUUCACUGGAUAAUGUCGGUGGUUUUGUCUUCCAGGGAGAAGCAGUCAAGAAGUCGUUCACGGUCGAUGAGUAUGUGCUUCCUAAGUUUGAGGUGACUGUGGACGUUCCAACGUACUACUAUGGUACAAAGAUCAUGGCAACAGGAAAAGUCGGUGCAAAGUACACCUAUGGUAAGUCGGUGGCUGGCACUGCUGUGGUGGCCCUGACCGUGCCGAGUGGGUAUCAACAGCAGGAGAAAAAGUACGAGCAGACCGUGGAGCUCGGUGCAAAUGGCAAGGCAGACUUCAGCUUUGAACUGGAGCUGGGAGAGCAGCGUCUCUGGCAGCCGCUAUCCUUCGAAGCCACUGUGACCGAAGCUCUAACAGGUAUCUCGCUCAAGGGAGCUGCGUCGGCGCCCGUCUAUCAGCACGACGUGAAACUGGAGUGGGAGGGGUCGCAAUACUUCAAGCCUGGACUCAAGUACUCAGCAUACGCGAGGCACUCGGAGGCAGAGAAUAGUGGAUUCUUCACAGCGCAGGCGUUCACCGCUCAGUCAGAAACCUUCCUGCAGCUGACGCUAGACAAGGAGAAGGUGGAGGUUGGAUCACCGCUGCCGCUGGUCGUCACCGUUAACUCUACCGUGCCCAUCGAUCAACUCACUUAUCAGGUUGUGUGUAAGGGCAACGUGGUGCUUGCGUCGGCCCUCAUCAUGGGUGGACUCACUACGAGCACGCUCACACUCGCCGUCACAACACAGAUGGCGCCGGAGUCACGACUCUUCGCCUACUACGUCCACGAGGGGGAGCUGAUCGCUGACGGAGUCAUGUUCAGCGUCGACGGCGCGUUCCAGAACCAGGUGGAGGUGGAGUUUAGUCAGACGCAGGCGUUGCCGGGCAAGCAGGUGGAAGUGCAGGUCUACACUAACCCAGACUCAUUCAUCGGUCUGCUGGCCGUGGACCAGAGCGUACAGCUACUCAAGUCUGGCAACGACAUCACGCAGGAGGAGGUGGUGGAGGAGCUGUCUACGUACGGUGGCGGCGGCGGUGCAGGGGGUCGCCCCGUGCCGCUGCUGCGCGGCGGACGCGUGGUCCGACGCAAGCGAUCCUUCUUGCCCUGGUACUUCAACUCUGGGUCGGCUAGCUCCGUGAUCCGGGACGCGGGAUUGCUCGUGCUCACCGACGCCCUCAUCUACAAGGACUCGCCCGACUACUACGACUGUCCGAACUGUGAGAUGGAGAUGUUUGCGGUGGCGCGCGCCGACGGUGGCGCCCCUCGACGCAACGUGAAGAUGAAGUCGGCGGUGGCGGACGACGGUGGCGCCACCACGGUAGAGACGGAGGAGGGUGCCCACGUUAGAAAACUGUUCCCAGAGACGUGGCUGUGGGUCAACGCGUCGACGCCGAGCGACAGCGGCACGACGACGGUGAUGGCGACCGUGCCGGACACGAUCACGUCGUGGCUCGCUAGCGCCAUCUCUAUGAACGAAAAGCACGGCCUCGGCAUCACGGAACACACGACAACGCUGACGGCAUUCCAGCCGUUCUUCGUCUCGCUGACGCUUCCAUACUCGGUCCUGCGAGGAGAGGUGCUUGUUCUGCAGGCAACCGUCUUCAACUACAUGAAUGCAGACACUCAGGUCGAGGUAACGCUGGAUCAUAGCGACGACUUUGAGAAUGUUCCGGAGGAGGCUGAAUCGGAUGCUGACGCGGCUCAGGUGAAGAGGGGACAGGUGAGCCUGGGCGCCCCGCGUUUCACAUACACCUCGCAGCAAGACCCGAACAUGCCCAUUGUAUUCGAGCAUCUGAUGCCGCAAACCAGGCAGCACAUCAGCAGCAGCAGCACAGCACUCCAACCUCAGUCGCCAGUGUGGCGCUACCCCCAACCCCGGCCAGAGCGGCCACAGGAGACUCCUCGCUCAACAUCAGCUCCCUACUUAAACAACAUGGGCGCCUCCCCAUACUCGCCGGAUAACCCGCUGGAUAAAGAGAGGGACAUAGAUUAG
This is a messenger RNA of Priapulus caudatus, 2025 nucleotides long. RefSeq names its product CD109 antigen-like. The transcript has 16 exons. The coding region runs from base 1 to 2025 and encodes 674 amino acids. The record is from RefSeq and is a predicted model, not a curated record. NCBI's taxonomy places the organism in Eukaryota, Metazoa, Priapulida, Priapulimorpha, Priapulimorphida, Priapulidae. Gene Ontology annotation, molecular function: endopeptidase inhibitor activity.